Molecule: messenger RNA, 7836 nt
Organism: Geosmithia morbida
Lineage: Eukaryota; Fungi; Ascomycota; Sordariomycetes; Hypocreales; Bionectriaceae
Product: WD repeat and FYVE domain-containing protein 3
Exons: 4
Coding region: 1-7836 (2611 amino acids)
Molecular function (GO): protein binding
Source: RefSeq, a predicted model, not a curated record
AUGCCUACCAUUAUCCCACGCCGCUAUCGGUCGGCUACCGCAAGCUCUCAUACGACAGCUGUUAAGCCUUCAGAGACCCUCACAAUCCGUCUCGAACAACUCGAAAAAGAUACCGCCAGACCCUCCGAGAACGGAUAUCCGGACCCGACCGAGCUUUCCCUGAGCCUCCACGCCCUUGCCGAAGACAUUGGGCUUUCCGUCACGCAAGACGACUUCCGCCAUGCCCGCGGAUUCGAACGGAUACUUAACGUUUUGCGAGCCUUUUCAGGCUACUACAAUCCCGAUAAGCGUUCAGCCUCAGAGACCCUGUCCUUGCUCAAGCUCCUCAAGGAGGCCCUCGCUAUCCUAUCAUCUGCUCUACGCGACCACUCCGGAAAUAGACGCUUCUUUAAAUACAAAGUGGAUGGCGGGGGAUGGGAGUCUUUGGAGCAAGUUAUUGCUAGCAUAGGCCUCGGAGGAACAGAGCCCGACUCCUGGGCUACAUGCCACCUGUUUGGCCUGCUCUUAUCAUUUUGUCUUGACGACGAGAGCAUAGAUCUUUUAUGCCAGUCCAUCGCCAAGACCCUUCGCCCGGAUAUCGACUACCCGACACAAGAUGCAAUUGUGGAGGAGGGGGAAGAGCAGUGGGACCUCUUGCUCUCACGGUCUGCCUACCAGGUCGGCCCUAGUGUCCGAGAGUUGGUUAAUGACAGGACCGUCGUCCGUCAUCCUGAAAUCCUUCGGGCUGUUGUGAGCUUCUGGUCUGCUCUCCCAAGAGAAGCUGGUGCAGAACCGACACCUGGGUCGUUGGUUCUUCUCGAAACAUUACUUGCGGCUGCUUCGAAAUCCACGCACAACCAAGUAGCUGUGCACUCGACCGGUGUGCUCUCACAAUUCAUCCGUGCUGUUUUCGAGCCCGACCAGGUGUUGACCCCUAUGGAACGCGAGAAGGCUCUCGAAGUCUGCAAGCUCCUUAUGGAGCUGGGGGUCAACCAGCCAUCUGACACCCAGUUCCUACUUACGGCUCCUGGUCAAGAGGCUUCAGAAUUCUGCCUGGACAUGACAUCAAGGCACUCUGGACCCCCAUUUUUCCAGUUUGACCUAUCACUCCAUGGCUACUGUUCGCUUGAACUGCCAAGCCUUGGUCGAACAUUUCCGCCACAGACUACGCCUGGUUAUACUUUUGCAGCUUGGAUUCGUGUGGAUAAUUAUGAUCCGUCUACGCAUACGACCCUAUUUGGGGUCUUUGAUGUCACGCAGACGUGCUUCCUACUCAUGUAUCUUGAGAAGGACACGCGGAAUUUCAUCCUACAAACAUCGGUGUCAUCCAAUCGACCGAGUGUGAGAUUCAAGGCCAUAGCCUUUGAGGAAAAGAAGUGGUACCAUGUUGCCAUUGUACAUCGUCGACCCAAGGCCCUGUCCUCCAGCAAGGCUGCUCUCUAUGUCAACGGCGAGUUUACAGAACAGAUCCGUUGCAACUACCCGCAGAUGCCGCCUCUUUCCACCGUGAACAAGGAGAGCUUUGCCUCGUUCAAUUCCACCAACAACAAGACAAAUCCUGUGCAGGCAUUUGUAGGGACGCCCCGUGACUUGUCCAACAAGAUUGGACCAGCCAAGAUCUUCUCUCGCUGGUCGCUGGCUUCCCUCCAUCUCUUCGAAGACGUUCUCAGCGAUGACUAUCUGGCAGUACAAUGUGGCCUUGGGCCGCGUUACCAAGGGAACUUCCAAGACAGCCUGGGAGGCUUUCAGACGUACGAUGCAUCGGCUGCUCUUGGCCUCCGCAACGAAUUCAUCCACUCAGGAGCAAACGACCAUUCGGAUAUCCUCAAAGCCGUUCGUGAUAAGGCAAGCACACUGCUUCCGGAGUCCAAGAUCCUCCUCAGUAUUCUCCCGACCGCCACAUUUCCAGAUGAUGUACACUUCCUAAAUACUGGCCUUCUCCGUUCACUGCCCCGGCCAGCGGCACGCAGCCUCUUCCGUACAUCCAAUCAGGAAGGGGCCCCGUUGGCUAUUAACGGCGCCGUAUCUUGCAUCUCAGACGCCCUUUUCAAGGCCCAAGGAAUUGCAUCGUUUCGGGGAGGUCCCGUAGCUACAGUUCCUUCCUACAUGGACGAGAAUUUGUGGCGAUUGGCUGGCUUUACGCCUUUGGCUCUGAAGCUCCUUGAAAGAGCCUCCACCGUGGAAGAGACUACACGAUCAUUGGAGAUGCUGAUUCGGUGUAUCUCUAACAGUUGGAGGAACAGCGAAGCUAUGGAAAGGGACAAUGGCUACGGAAUCAUGGGCAUGAUCUUACGAUUUAAACUUGGAUACGGUGGCUCGUCCAUCACUGACCCGCCAGUGGCCCGCCUGCAAAUACCCACAGACGAGAGGGACAGCCUUGCCUUCCAGACUCUCAGCCUCAUUCUGGGAUUUGUAGGGUACAGUCAUGAGUCGCCUAUUGAAUCAUUCAUUGUCAACCCCUUGGCCUACCGUAUCUUGUUGAUUGAUCUAGAUAUUUGGCGCAAGUCGGCCCCCCGGAUACAGGAGCUCUAUUAUAAGCAAUUCGUCACAUUUGCCGUCUCCAGCAAAUUCCACGAGUUCAACCGUAGGAGGUUGAUCCGGAUGCGGAUCGUGAAGAGGCUUUUGGAUGCUGUCAAGGGAGAGGCCAUCGCUGAGGAGACCAUGCCACACUUUCUGGGUGCCUUUGACGUCCUGGUCAAGUCUAAUUUGAGCCAAGAAGUUAUGAGGUCUCUGGCGCUGUUUAUCACUCAUGCAUUUCACUCCCCCCCCACGUCCCUUUCACGCACACCGAAGCCCUCGUCCAGCAGUUCACGUCCAAGUACUGCGACCACUCUCCGAGGAGCAAACACGGACCUCGUUUUGGCAUCAAAUGGACCCAGCAAUUUCAAGUAUCUCCCCAAGAAAACUCUGGGGACGAAGAUACUAGUUAUGUACUCUGACAUUCUAUGUGAAAAGGGCAACCUGAGCCACAUAAAGAAGUUUGCCAGGACGGUCACAAAUAAGUGGCUUCUAUACCUCUUGGCCGAGGACGACAUCGAGAUUGUUGUGCACGGUUGCAAGAUCCUCGCCCGGUUGCUUGUUGCGCACGGCAGCACCUACACCGCCAAGUUUGCAAAUAAAUCGGGCGGAUUCAUCAUCAUGGCUAAUCGGCUAAGGAAGUUUUGGGAUGUGCCCACCUUGUGGCCGAUCUGCUUGAGUAUCCUUUUCGGAUAUGAUGUUUCAGAGUUCGACUUCGGCCGCAAUUUUGAUCUUUCCAGCCUGGUCAAUACCUUUGGUGAACGCAAGGUUGUUUAUCCAGAUUCCUUGCAAAUAGUCACGUCUAUGUUUCAGCAUGGAUUCAAAGAAGUCAUGCGAUAUCAGGAGGAUGCCGACUCACCAGCAAAACGAACAUUCCCAAAAGAGGACUCAUUGAAUCCCGCAUUAUUGCACACAGGUGGCCGCCCCCGAGCUAGGUCUAUGGAUCUCGCCGAGACCAUUGAGAAUCGCUCAUCUUUCUCGGGGCCAAAAGAGAGAGUCCUUGAUAACACCUCCAAUCUGCAUACUAUGAUCAAGUUCUUCAUGGACCUUCACUCCAGAUCUGCAGACUUCAGAGAUUUCGCAUUAUCAUCCGAUUGGAUUCGCCUGCUGCUAGUGGCUAUCUAUCCAGCCGUGGUUAGUGUAGACGCGGUGACCCCGGAUGUUGAGCUUAACUCGGGUAGCUCUCCCUUGACCUUUGGAGGAAGCGAUGUGAUCAUUCGUUCUAUGGGAGGCGGGAGUGCCCCAACCCCCAUUGUGCGAGCAAGCGUUGUCAACGCCGCGGCUUCCCCCCAAUCCACGCCCCCCAAAGGAACGCCCCUACGUCGGGCAUCGUCGUUUGUCCUUUUGACCGCUCAGCAGCAAACGCACAGUUCGAACUCGGACUUCUCUUCUGUACGGCCCAGCCCGCCUACGGCACCUAUAGAUCUGUCGGCCAACAAGUCCAACGCUCUUUUUGAAGGUUUCAUGAAGCUCAUCGCCAAGGUCUUUAUGGAUCAACUAUUUGUACGCAAAGAAUUCCCUGGAUUCAGUCUAUUUCUCAAAGUACCGCCUGGAUUUCAGGAGCACCAUGCAUAUUUUGAGUCCUUUAUUCUUCGCAGGAUAAUGGCUCAAGUAUCUGAGUACAUCAAGCAAUCUGACAAGGCUGUAUGCGAGCCCCGAAUACUCACAAAUCUCGCAAGGCUGUCUCUGCAUCUUACAGAAGCAGUAUUCGAGGGCUGGUUUUUGAAUGGGGACGAAGACGUCAUGGAAUUCAACGGAAUGCUACUUGAAUUCUUGGAUCGUCCUGAUAUCGAGCGUCUCAAGAGUGUCAGGUUGUGCAGUCAAGCAGUGUCCACAAUACGCAGUUGUUUCAUCCGAAUCAUACUUCUCAAGUUGUCAGACUUGGAUGGUGCACAGACGUCAGAGGUCGAGGCUAAGAAGUUCAUGGACAAUCUCGCUUACUGGCAAAUGUCCAUACUGACCUGCUUCAAUUCCGAAGAUGACUACUUGAAGCUGUUCUGGUACCAGCUCUACGUCAAGCUUGUCGACAAUAAGCCGUCUGUACGAUCUGCAGCUGUCAAUUUUAUGCGCGUCAUCCUCGUCCAGAAGCCGGCCGAAGGCCUCUCUUUGGUCCGCUCAGUCGUUUCACCAGACCAGAGGAGUCUCAUCAGAGACUUUGAGAAAUUGACGGAGAUGGACGACGAUACAUUCGUUGAUUGGGUUGAUAAACACCGGCCUGCUCUCGACACGCUGUUCUUAGGCGGCAUGACAAAGACAUGGGAAGAAUUUGUUGAAACUGAAAACCACAAGACAUUGGGAUCAGCUAAGUCGCAAUUGCCCAAGCGGAAAGAGAUCCUAAAAAUGUGGCUUUCGGAAAGCGAAACAGCGGAAAAAACCCUUGUCAACCAUGAAAUUGGUAACAGCGCGUGGAUGAAGAGCAUCUACACCUCGGAACAUUUCAAAUACCAGCGUCUUGUUCAAGACCAGCAAGACGACUUAGCUUUCCUCAUUCCAGCUUGGAGAAAGAUGGAGAGGGAUCUUCGGAGACCUGGUGCCGUCUUUAGCGAGCCGACCCCUGCGAAAUGGAAGCUUGAUCGCACAGAGGGGCGUAACAGGAUGAGGCUUAGACUCCUGCCCGAUUACUCUCCGAAGGAGGGAAAUCGGCCAUCUCGGAGGGAGGGCAGCAGUAACGCACUGCAUCCAAGUGCGGCAGGUCGCUCUGCCCCAUCAAUGUCUCCUGCGGCACCGGCAUCCCCUAAGAAGGCAACACUUUCUGGGUCACCGGAGAAGUGUGACGAUGGCAGCUUGCAGAGCGCCGGCCAAAGUGACGGAGACCAGAAUGCGUCGGAGUUUAUCCCCGAAGACGAUUUUGAAAUGGUCGAUGAUCCGAAUGAACCCAAUGACGAGGAGAGUUUCGAAGACAAGAAUCGAAAGGUUAUGCGUCGGCUGGAGCACGGCGACCAAGUGCAGGCGGCUUACAAUGUGUCGCGCAUCACUGGCUUAGAGGCAUGCGAAGGAAUCCUUAUCGUAGGCAAGGACGCCCUCUACAUCAUGGACAAUGUAUUCCAGUGCGCCAAUGGGGACAUUGUCAAUGUGUGGCAAGCACCACCCGAGGAAAGGGACCCAUUCAUUCAGAUUGUCACUGGCGCCAAAACAAUGGAGAAACGGCAAAAUGCUGGUGGCCGAGAGCAAGAAUCGAGGCACUGGCGAUGGCAAGACGUAAUCAGCAUCUCCAAGCGUCGGUUCCUCUUCCGUGACGUUGCCAUCGAGGUAUUCUUCACGGAUGGACGGAGCUAUCUUCUGACCCAGAUAAAUUCCAACGCCAGAAAUGAGCUCUUCUCCAAGAUGAUGGCUAAGGCACCGCAUACUAGCACUGCCAGUGCACUGCCAAACCCUGAGGAUGCAUGGCGUCUGGAGGUGCUCAAGGUUGUGGACGAGGCACCACAAGGCAUUGGAUCUAAGCUUGGUACGCUGUUCAACAGUGCCCCUUGGACGCCAAUUAUGAAGCGCUGGCAGCGCGGUGAGGUGUCCAAUUUCCACUACCUCAUGAUGGUCAACACCUUGGCCGGCAGAACGUUCAACGACCUCACGCAAUACCCAGUCUUUCCCUGGAUCAUUGCCGAUUACACGAGUGAGGAUUUGGAUCUGGAUGACCCAGCAACAUUCCGCGAUCUGUCCAGACCCAUGGGUGCUCAGACCCAAGGCCGUGUGCCCGGCUACAUUGAGACGUACAGUGCACUGCAGGAUAUAGGCCAGGACCCGUUUCAUUACGGUACACAUUACUCGUCGGCUAUGAUUGUCUCGUCAUACCUCAUUCGACUGCCGCCAUUUGUACAUUCGUACCUACUGGUACAAGGCGACAAGUUCGACCACGCAGAUCGACUGUUCCAGUCUAUUCCUCAAGCGUGGGACUCGGCAUCUCGCAAGAACAGAGCUGAUGUCCGCGAACUGACGCCAGAGUUCUUUUGCCUGCCAGAAUUUCUGACCAAUAUCAAUGACUACGACUUUGGCGAACGGCAGAGCACGGGAAUCAAGGUGAACAAUGUCGAGCUUCCACUCUGGGCAAAGGGUGACCCCAAGAUCUUCAUCGCCAAGCACCGCGAGGCGCUCGAAAGCCCAUACGUUAGCGAGAACCUCCACCACUGGAUCGACUUGGUGUUUGGGUACAAGCAGCAAGGAGAAGCUGCUGUGGAAAGCCUCAACGUCUUUCAUCACCUGUCGUAUGCCGGGGCAAGCGACCUAGACGGCAUCAAAGACGCCAACGAGAGGGCCAUCAAGGCUGGUGUUAUCCACAACUUUGGACAGACGCCUCACCAGGUAUUCCCCAAGGCUCAUCCGGCGAGGGAGAGUGUGCGAUGUCCCGUCCGAAGGUUGGACACGUCGGUCUUUUCACUCCGUUGCCAGCCCAAUCCACUCGUUGGUGCGUUGCCCCCCUCCAUGCGUGGAGCUGUUAGUGGAGAGAAAGCUAACCACCUGUUUACAGAGAGUCGAGAGAGAGUGGCAUCGUUGCUUUACGCCCCCAAGAUUGAUCGUCUCCUUUGUGCAUCGCCACUUCGCCUCCACUUCCCUCCCUAUGACAAGUACAUGGAGUGGGGAUACGCCGACCACAGCAUCCGCUUCUUCUAUGGGGACAACCGCAAGCUCGCCGGUGUUUUCGAGAACCUCCACAUUGGACAGAUAUCCUGUGCCGUUUUUGCCGAUUCCAAAACUCUCAUCACGGCCGGCGAAGACUGCGUCAUCUCGGUUUUUAUGGUACAAACUUCACCUAAUAAGUCAGUCGAAGUGACACCCAAAGCGAGCCUGUUUGGGCACAAGACACCGGUGACGACGAUUGCCGUGAGCAAGGCAUUUAGCACCUUUGUGACCGUCUCUCUUGAUGGGCAGGCAUUGGUAUGGGACAUGAACCAGCUGGGUCUUAUUCGCAAGCUGCCUCUGGUCCGGCCUGUGGAGGACGCUAAGAUCAAUAAUGUCACGGGCGAGAUUCUCUUGUGCUCCGGUCCGAACAUCUUGUUGUACAGCCUCAACGGGUCACUGAUCUGCGAUGUCAACGUCUGCAAUGAUGCGGACGACUAUGUCCACUGCUGUGCUUUUUAUGAAGGCGCAGCUGAUGAGUGGCUCGAAGAUCAGCUCAUUUUUACCGGGCACCGCAAGGGCCGGGUCAAUGUUUGGAGGAAGGGCAUCCAGGGCAAUAAGUGGACAUUAGACUUCCUGAGGAGUCUUGACCAUGUCGACAAUAAAGAGAACAAGCCUGGUAACACGGAGGCGGGCAUUACGUGCAUCACUCCCAUGCCUACGUGUGUUUACACUGGCGAUGACAAUGGCCGUGUAUAUGAAUGGACCUUUUCUGGUCGCGACAGGUAG